UCAAUACACUGUAUAAGUUCGAAACUCGACCGCUACGAGACAUCACUGGUUAUAGAAGAUUGAGGUUGUGUAAUUCACAGAAAAUUAGAAGUUUUGUGUAUAAAUCUAAAUAAUAUAUUAGAAAUAAUAUAUUAGAAAUAUAUUAUAGAAUAAAUAGGUCCUUCAUAGGCUAAAUAGAAAAUGAAUUCUAUGAUUUAUCGGCUUUUUCGGUUUCCAAAAAACCAUUCUAUGAUAUCGAUUCAAUAUGCAACACAAUCAAAAUCUGACUCAAUGAAGAAACCAAAGAAGAUAAUGGCUUCAAUGCCAAAAAAGGAAUUACCUGUGGAAACAGAUACUCACAGGCUUCAAACUCAUGUAUGUGGAACAAACCUAUUGAAGGAAGGAGGAGAAGAUAUCAAGAUAAAGGCAGAUUCAGAAUAUCCUAGUUGGUUGUGGACUCUUAGAACUGGCCCUGCUCCAAGUUUAGAACAAAUGGACCAAAAUACAAAGCAAUACUGGAGAAGAUUACGAAAAUUAGGGUUAAGGAGAAACAAUCUAAUCAAAGGAACUAAGAAAUUUUAAUUAAUACUAUACAAAAAGUAUAUAGACUAAUAUUAAGAUGCGUUUAUAAGCAUCAUUGUUUUUGUAUUGUAAGUCAGUGAAAAUAUCGAGAGGUGAAAAAUGAAAAUAAUUAUUAUAUUAUA
Molecule: messenger RNA, 683 nt
Organism: Odontomachus brunneus
Lineage: Eukaryota; Metazoa; Arthropoda; Insecta; Hymenoptera; Formicidae
Gene: mRpL54
Product: 39S ribosomal protein L54, mitochondrial
Exons: 3
Coding region: 181-561 (126 amino acids)
Cellular component (GO): mitochondrial large ribosomal subunit
Molecular function (GO): structural constituent of ribosome
Source: RefSeq, a predicted model, not a curated record